Molecule: messenger RNA, 1908 nt
Organism: Sporothrix schenckii 1099-18
Lineage: Eukaryota; Fungi; Ascomycota; Sordariomycetes; Ophiostomatales; Ophiostomataceae
Product: feruloyl esterase
Exons: 1
Coding region: 1-1908 (635 amino acids)
Source: RefSeq, a predicted model, not a curated record
AUGGCCAGCACACUCCUUGCCCUGCUGGCCACGGCGGCCGCGGUGUCGGCGCAGGGGGGCGCCAACCAGGCGCCGGCCACAAACUGUGCCGCCCUCAAAGCACCCACCGUCGGCAAUGCCACCGUUGUCUCGCUCCAAGCGGCGACCCGCAAUGCCGUCCCCGUGCGCGCCACCAACGGCACCCGUCUGACCGUGUCGCUGUGCGACGUCAACGUCACCCUGACGCACGGCAACACGCGCGACCGCGUGCGCGUGCAGGUGUGGCUGCCGUUGGGCGAGGGCAGCGAUGGUGCCGCGUCCGCGUCCGCGUGGAACGGCCGUUUCCAGGCCACCGGCGGCAGCGGCUUCCAGGCCGGCCUGUUUGACGCCGCCCUGGGCCCGGCCGUGGCCGACGGCUACGCCGCCGCGUCGACCGAUGCCGGCGUGGGCACGAUGGGCAGCUUCCCCGUGCAGGCCAACACCACGUCGGCCCUCACGCAGCAGCUCUUCACCAACUUCGCCAGCCUGUCCGUGCACGAGAUGGCCGUCGUGGGCAAGGCCCUCGUCGAGCAGCUGUACGGCAAGCCCGCCGCCCACUCGUACUUUACCGGCUGCUCCACCGGUGGCCGCCAGGGGUACAUGGAGGCCCAGCGGUACCCGGCCGACUUUGACGGCAUCCUGGCGGCGUCGCCCGCCAUCAACUGGGACCGCCUGCUGGCCGCCAUGCUGUGGCCGUUUUCCGCCCUGCAGCAGCAGUUCCCGCUCCAGCCGGACGGCUCCGGCACCGAGGUGCCGCCGUGUGUGCUGGAUGCCUUCCAGGGCGGCGUGGUGAGCGCCUGCGACGCGCUGGACGGCGUGACCGACGGCAUCGUGACGCAGCCGGGCGCCUGCAAGUUCGACCCGACCACGCUCGUCGGCAAGGCGGUCGCCUGCUCGUCGGCACAAGGUGGUGGCGGCGGCGGUGGCGGCGGCCAGCGCGGCCAGAACGGCAGCGCGACGUCCGUCACAAUCACAAAUGCCCAUGCCGCCGUCUUCUCCAAGAUCCUCGCCGGCCCAGCGUCGCCCGACGGCAAGGCCCUGUGGUACGGCCUGCUGCCGGGCGCCUCGCCCACCACGCUCGCGUCCACCACGCAAAACGGCACCGCCCCUUUUUCGCUCGCUGCCACCUGGCUCAACAACUUUGUGCUCGCCCUCAACGACCCCCGGAGCAACUUUUCGUCGUUUGGGGCCUCGAUGCCGGCGGCCCGCAAUCGCCUCGCCAAAAAGAGCGCCGACACCACUGCCGUUGCCAAUGUCCAGGCUUACACCAACAUCUUCCAGCAGUCCCAGUCCCUGUUUGACGUCCAGAUCGGCACCGACAACCCGGACCUGCGCGCCUUCCAGGCCGCCGGCGGCAAGCUGCUGUCGUGGCACGGCCUGGCCGAUCAGCUCGUGUUCCCCAACGGCACCCUCGACUACCUGCAGCGCACCAUCGACCUGCUCGAUGCGAACGCGGUGGACUCGUUUUACCGCGUGUUUGUCGCGCCCGGUGUGCAGCAUUGCGGCGGCGGACCGGGUGCCGCGCCUUCGGAUCCCUUGGCGUCGCUCGUGCAGUGGGUCGAGAACAACAAGGCACCGGACACCUUGCCAGCCAGGAAGGCGGCGGCUGCAGCUUCCAACAGCACCGUCGCCGCCAACAGCACCUCGGCUGCCAUCACCCGCAACCUGUGCCGGUACCCGCAGAUGAUGGUUUAUGGCGGCAGCGGCGACGGCAGCCAGGCCGACAACUGGAAGUGUGUCGCUGGGCCGAAUCAGCAAGUCAUUGCACAGAAGACGGCCUCCCAGACAACGCCGCUGCUGGCCGUAUCAAGCGGGGUCUCCAAUGCCGUGUCCUUGAAGGCAGGCGUGGCUUUCGUCAUCCUCGUGCAAGUACUGUCGGCUGUCUUGUAG